CAGCGCCGGCGCGCGCCUGGCUGGGCCCUGUGGGGCGGGAGGGAAGCAGCGCCCGAGCGAGAGCCGCGGCCGUCGUCCAGAGCCGAGCCGCGCCGCCCGACGCCCUCCUGCCCGCUCCGCGCCGGCCCGCUCGUUCGCGUUCCCGUCGCCGUGUCCUGCAGCGGGGGCCCAGCAUGGUCAUGGCGGAUGGCCCGAGGCACUUGCAGCGCGGGCCGGUCCGGGUGGGGUUCUACGACAUCGAGGGCACGCUGGGCAAGGGCAACUUCGCCGUGGUGAAGCUGGGGCGGCACCGGAUCACCAAGACGGAGGUGGCUAUAAAAAUAAUAGAUAAAUCUCAGCUGGACGCAGUAAACCUUGAGAAAAUCUACCGAGAAGUACAAAUAAUGAAAAUGCUCGACCAUCCUCACAUAAUUAAACUUUAUCAGGUAAUGGAGACCAAAAGUAUGUUGUACCUUGUGACUGAAUAUGCCAAAAAUGGAGAAAUUUUUGAUUAUCUUGCUAAUCAUGGCCGGUUAAAUGAAUCUGAAGCCAGGAGAAAAUUCUGGCAAAUUCUAUCUGCUGUUGAUUAUUGCCAUGGCCGGAAGAUUGUGCAUCGUGACCUGAAAGCUGAAAAUCUCCUGCUGGAUAACAACAUGAAUAUCAAAAUAGCAGAUUUCGGUUUUGGAAAUUUCUUUAAGGCUGGUGAACUGCUGGCAACGUGGUGUGGCAGCCCCCCUUACGCAGCCCCGGAGGUCUUUGAAGGGCAGCAGUAUGAAGGACCACAGCUGGACAUAUGGAGCAUGGGAGUUGUUCUUUAUGUCCUUGUCUGUGGAGCUCUGCCUUUUGAUGGACCAACUCUCCCUAUUUUGAGGCAGAGGGUUUUGGAAGGAAGAUUCCGGAUACCAUAUUUCAUGUCAGAAGAUUGUGAACACCUUAUUAGAAGGAUGUUGGUCCUAGAUCCUUCCAAACGGCUAAGUAUAGCUCAAAUCAAGGAGCACAAGUGGAUGCUCAUAGAAGUUCCCAUUCAGAGGCCUAUUCUCUAUCCACAAGAACAGGAAAAUGAGCCAUCCAUUGGGGAGUUUAAUGAGCAGGUUCUGCGACUGAUGCACAGCCUUGGGAUUGAUCAGCAGAAGACUAUUGAGUCUUUGCAAAACAAGAGCUAUAAUCACUUUGCUGCCAUUUAUUUCUUGUUGGUGGAACGUCUGAAAUCACAUAGGAGCAGUUUUCCUGUGGAGCAGAGACUUGAUGGCCGCCAGCGCCGGCCUAGCACCAUUGCUGAACAAACAGUUGCCAAGGCACAGACUGUGGGGCUCCCAGUGACCUUGCAUUCACCGAACGUGAGACUGAUGCGAUCUGCCCUCCUCCCACAGGCAUCCAAUGUGGAGGCCUUUUCAUUUCCAACCUCCAGCUGUCAAGCAGAAGCUGCUUUUAUGGAAGAAGAGUGUGUUGACACUCCAAAGGUGAAUGGCUGUCUGCUUGACCCUGUGCCGCCUGUCCUGGUGAGGAAGGGGUGCCAGUCACUGCCCAGCAAUAUGAUGGAGACCUCCAUUGAUGAAGGCCUGGAGACCGAAGGAGAGGCUGAAGAAGACCCCAGUCAGGCCUUUGAAGCCUUCCAGGCCACACGCAGUGGGCAGCGACGGCACACUCUGUCAGAAGUGACUAACCAAUUGGUUGUGAUGCCUGGAGCAGGGAAAAUUUUCUCGAUGAGUGACAACCCCUCCCUUGACAGUGUGGACUCUGAGUAUGAUAUGGGGUCUACCCAGAGAGACCUGAACUUUCUGGAAGACAGCCCUUCCCUGAAGGACAUCAUGUUAGCCAAUCAGCCAUCACCCCGCAUGACAUCUCCUUUCAUGAGUCUCAGACCUACCAACCCAGCCAUGCAGGCUCUGAGCUCACAGAAGCGUGAGGCCCACAACCGGUCCCCUGUGAGCUUCCGAGAAGGCCGCAGAGCAUCGGAUACUUCCCUUACACAAGGGAUCGUAGCAUUUAGACAACAUCUUCAGAAUCUUGCUAGAACCAAAGGAAUUCUGGAGUUGAACAAAGUACAAUUGCUUUAUGAACAAAUAGGAUCAGAGGUAGACUCUAACUUAACAGCAACUGCUCCUCAGCUCCAAGACCUUUCAAGCACUUGCCCUCAGGAGGAAGUCUCUCGGCAGCAGGAAAGUGUCUCCACCCUCUCUGCCAGCAUGCAUCCUCAGCUUUCUCCACAGCAAAGCUUAGAAACCCAGUACCUACAGCACCGACUCCAGAAGCCCAAUCUUCUGCCAAAGGCCCAGAAUACUUGUCCAAUAUAUUGUAAAGAACCACCUCGGAGCCUGGAACAGCAGCUACAGGAACAUAGGCUCCAGCAGAAGCGCCUCUUCCUCCAGAAGCAGUCUCAGCUGCAAGCGUAUUUUAAUCAGAUGCAGAUAGCAGAGAGCUCCUACCCUCGACCAAGUCAGCAGCUGGCUCUUCCCCACCAGGAGACUCCACCAUCAUCCCCGCAGCCCCCACCUUUCAGCCUGACCCAGGCCCUGAGUCCAGUCCUCGAGCCCUCUUCUGAGCAGAUGCAAUUUAGCCCUUUCCUCAGUCAGUACCCAGAGAUGCAUUUGCAGCCCCUGUCCUCCACAUCUAGCCCCCGGGCUCCACCUUCCUUACCCUCACAAUUGCAGCAACAGCAGCAACCCCCAUCCCCACCCCCACCUCUUCCACCACAGCAGCCAGGAGCUGCUCCAGCCUCCUUACAGUUCUCCUAUCAGACUUGUGAGCUGCCAAGCACCACUUCUUCUGCACCAGACUAUCCUGCUCCCUGUCACUAUCCCGUGGACGGAGCCCAGCAGAGCGACCUCACAGGCGCAGACUGCGCCAGGAGCUCAGGACUUCCGGAGACCCCAUCUAGCUAUGACCCGCUGGCCCUCUCUGAGCUCCCUGGACUCUUUGAUUGUGAAAUGCUAGAAGCUGUGGAUCCACAACACAAUGGAGUGGCUUGUCCUAUCAGCAGAUGAAUGCACUAAGCACAAAGCGUCUUCCUUAAAGCACAAGAAGAGAGCUACUACACUGAUGCUGCAUCUAGAAACACCUAUAAGUUGCCUUUCCUCUCUGUAGUAAGUGUCCAGGCAGGCAAGGGAAGACUAGGCACGGGAAGUCUACAGAGCGCCAUCCUGGGCCCAGCCCAGCCCAGCCCAGCCCCUGCCAAUGUUGGUGACUCAAGCAGUCUUUGAGGCUGGCCAGAGACUAGUUGCUGGGCUCCCCAUUGGUGCCAGGCUGCUUUGAAAAUGCACUCUGCUUGGAAUUGGGCUGUGGGUUACAGCAGGAAUGGAUAGCAGAAGGGUUUGCCAUUUUUGUGAUGUAAUAACUGAAAAUAUCCAGUAAGGAUAAAUUGCAUUUCUUUUAUUGAUUGUGUUCCUCCUCAUGCUUAAGAUCGAUGAUAUUGUGAGGUAAAGAACAUUUCAUUUGAGAGAUCAUUUCAUUAAGAUCUCUAAUGUGUUUUAAAGCUUUGCAAAAUAAGCCAAGUUAUAAAACGGGGCUUGAUUUGUUUAGGCUGGGGGAGGAUGUUUUCCUAAAAUUUACUGCAGAAGUGCUGUAAUAUUGAUGAAAUGAAAAUGCCUUCCAGAUUGAAAAUGGGGGGCUGCUCAUUUCAGGACUGCAGGAACAGACCGCUACAGAUUGGCCUAAACCCAUGCCCCCCACCAGGGCUGUGAGCUGCUUAGCCCAAGAGACCUAGCAGCUAUGGCAGGACAGUUAGGCGACAGAUGAGGGCUGCGGAGAGAGGCUGUCAAGUUAAAGGCUGCAGAGAGAAACCAGGAACGUUGAUCAGCUGCCAGACCUGUUAGGCACUGACCCAGAGAGGAGGUGAGGACAGUCGCCUGGUGAAGAACAUGAACCAUCCUGCUGGAACUUGUCGUAAGCUCCUGUUUGCUCCUCACUUCUUUCAAGUAGAAAUUGUAAUUCCAUGGCUAUCUUUAUUUCCCGAGAUGGAAGCUGGUGAGAGCAGAUGGGCUCUGGUGUUCAGCUCAUCUGAUUGCUUCUGUUGCUGUCCCCUAACUAGUGACCUAUGGAAGCUUCCAAGCCGUUUCUCCUCACAAGUACUAAGUAACACUAAGGAGGCUUAGGCCCACUCUUACGGAGAGGCAGCUUUGAAAUACUGACAUGCUCGCCUGUCAAUUCACAUCAGCAGUGUGUACACUACUGUAUAAUAACCCAUAGCUUUGUUACCUUGUAAAGCAGCCUCUCCAAAGAGACUGACGAUUCAAACAUGAGGUAAAAUUUUCAUUUGGCAAAAAGUGCAAUAUGCGUGGUACUUUUUAUUUUUUGUUUAUUGUCUUUUGUUAUCCAGGGGUAUUACUCUCUGCUUUGGAGGAAAUGCAUUUAGUUCUGCAAUUUCCAGUUGGGCAAGUGUGUCUCUAAUAUUUACAUGCAACUGACAUGCUGGUCCCUGUAAAGCAAAUAGAGGGUGUUAAUGCAAUAGGAAGACAACAGGUUAUGGGGUCCCAUUCCUCUAUUCCCAGGGAGCUGCCUGACCAGCGCCAUCCCUCGCCCUACCCUGACUUGGCCUGUCUGAAUUGCCUUCCUGCCACCAUCAGGGAACAAAGAUGGGGGCAGUCCUCUAUGUCCAUAACCCUCCAGAAUCCAACCAAUGCGAGAUAACAAAGACCCAGGGACCUUGUGGACUAAUAUGAGAUCUAAGAGCUGGUCUAAGCAAAGCCCCUCCUGUCACUUUGCACCCUAGAAAAAAGAAAGCCAGGGUCCCUCUAUCUUAGAAAUCAAGAACGCAGAAAUGUUUAAAUCAUGUACUGGUGUCAGGGAGGUAGGACUUCAGCCUCUGUCUCUCAUGCUCCCUCCUAACUUUUAUAGUUGUGGUACUGCAUUGUUGUGAGGCCCCUACCCCAUAACCUCUUAGUACAACCCAGCCCGUGCAGUGACCCCCUCUGCCCUGCCUGAGAACUGCAGUUACUGGGGCACUCAGCAAGAACUCAUCACAGACCUCUGAAACUGUACCCCAGAAGCCAUUAUACCUAAGGAAGAAUACUAGGACUGGAAAAAGAGUGUGUUCUCAGCUGGAGAGUGUCAGUGUGAUGAGCCAGAAACUGAAGGAACCCAAAAAGUAGCAGCUUCUAGGCCAGCUGAUGAAGGGCCCAGAUGUGCUAGCAGCUCAGGACAUGGGGACCCAGUGGGCUUUUCUUCUGUGGAGUUCUCUAGCCUCUCAUCAAGCCUGCUUCUUAAAUAUAUCAGGGUCAGAGUUUCUCUGGACUGGAUUAUACUUAUCAACAGUGAGUUAAGCUCCCUACUGGUUUAAAGAAAAUUCAUAGUCCAGGCAACUUUUCUCAUUCCUCCUCCUUUAGAGACAAUAUGCAGUGUCAUCUGAUGACACUGAUCCCAGUGGAAGGUUGCAGAGUCCCUAUGCCGGGGCUGACCUUUGCUGCGUUUGUACCCCUAAGCUGGGCUGCCUCUACUGCCUCCUCGGAAGCCACCUGAGCCGGUCGGUCUCUCUGUGCCUAGACAUCAAAGGUAAAAACUGGAGAACAGGUAGUAAGUUGGAGUCAUUGCCCAGGCAGAGAGAUCUUUAUCAUUUUGUUGCUUCUGGAAACUUUUUAUAGAACUUACCUUCACAGUGAUUUGUGGGAGACAAGAGCAGUAUCAGCCUGUUUCAACACUGGACAAAAACACACUUUAAAACUUAUAUGCACACAUAUAUACAUCUAUACAUUUAUGUAUGUGUACACACACAAUUAAAUACAGGUUCUUCCUGGCUAGGGGUCAAGAGAAGUGAGAGAUUACGUGGUUUUUUCCACCUGGGCUCGGUUAAAAGUGGAAUGAGACAGUGACCCUUAAAGGGUCCUUUUGAUCCUAAAACCUCUGAUCUCACACCAUCUCAGUUAUUGUUUACCAUAUUUUCACCCAGUUGCAACCACCCAGCUGAUUCUAAAAGACCUCCAGCCAUCCUGGUUGUGCCACAGCUUACGUCCACGUUACAGGUGAACAGAUUUGGGCACAGGACUUCAUUGGUUGACAAACAGGUAGGAACACUGCCCGACAGCUUAACCAAGGAUGGUCCAUACAAGUCCUGCCCACAGAGCUUGCCUGUCCAUUUCCGAAACAAUGUACCAAGCACUUCAAGUGCUUUCACAUCAGUUCUGUGAGAUUAACUAGAGAGAUUCUGUCUGUAUUUUUUUUUUCAUUUUUUUUUUUUUAUGUGCAUUAGUGUGAAGGUGUCAGAUCUCUUGGAAUUGGCGGUAUAGACAGUUGUGAGCUGCCAUAUGGGUGCUAGGAAUUGAACCCGGGUCCUUUGUUAGAGCAGAUAGUGCUCUUAACCACUGAGCCAUCUCUCCAGCCCCCUGUCUGUAUUUCUCACAACUGAGGAAGCUGAGCUCACAGAGCUCAGAAUUGGAAGUAGCAGGAGUGUUGUCUGGCUUUUGGCUUUGCUUCUGUGUUGGAGCCCUGCCCCCACAGCUGCCCCCUCCACCUGACAGCUGCCUGGCUGCCUGCCCUGUAAGUAAUAACUGCAGCUAUCUGGAGGACUAACUGCACUAGACAGGGACAGGGAGACACUGACACCACAGACUGGCCAUCGAGGUGUCCAAUAAAUUGCAGAAGUUUAGGCUUUCAUCAAAGAUGUUUGCUUAUUCAGAGUUAUGCAACCCAGUGCUUUCCUCCAAAAGUAUAUAUUGGAAGGACACACUCCUCCCUGGUUGCCAAAGGGCCCAUUGCUUGGUCAAUAGAAUCAACUCCAGAGAAGAUGGCUGCCCAGAGAAUCAUGAACUCAACCUUUUUCCUAAAGGAAAAGCAUGUAAAACAUCUUUUUUAUUUUAUUUUAUUUUAUUUUAUUUUUGAGACAGGGUCUCACUAUGUAGAGCUCUGACUGACUGUCCUGGAACUCGAGCUAUAAACCAGACUGGCCUCGAGCCUGCCUCUGCCUCCAAGUGCUAGGAUUAGAGGCGUGCGCCACCCACCCAGCACAUUUCUUUACAGCACAUAUCUUUACAAUUAAGUCCUGUCAAGUAAGAAGGCUUAUUAGACACUUUCAGGAUUCCAAAGUAGUAACAUGCUUUUGAUGUUGGAGUGCUAAAACUUUUCAGAACCAAAAUGGGUGAGUAGGGGUAGCAUUAAAAAUAGAAAUACACACAACAUCCCGGUGGAUAGAGUAAUGUUACAUGACCAAGUGCAGAUAACUGAUGCCUACCCUCCAGGAUUUGCUCAGUCACGGAAAUUCAAGUGGUGAAGCCUCCUCACUACUCAUGGUAUAAAUAAAUAAAUACUGUCUCUACUAGAAUCUCUGAAAGAAAAAGCAGCAGGAAAAGCGGGUUGCUUCAUCUUUGGGGAACUGCAGCUUGAGAAUUAAGAAUGGCGGAGGCUGUUUGCACUUUGUAGAAGGGCAAGGCCAUAUGCUUAUUCCAGAGAGAAGAGAUGGCUGGAUCCAGUCUGCUCUGUGAGUUACUGUCCAUAAACUUAAUCUAAUUGUACUUAUUUUUUCCUGCGUGCUUUUCAAUUACCAAGAAAAAUUUGGUAACUUCCAUAGCUUUGGUAUUUUGUGUGCAAAUCAUAAUAGCUCCAAUGUGAAAAAUCAAAAGUGUAACCUGUCACUUAAUGUUAGAAAAUGGCCUAAAAUGAAGUUUAAUAAAUGAUCUUUGUACCAAAUGGUAAUUUAAGUGGGAUAAUUUUCUGCAAGGAAAAUGUACUAUUUUUAUGUUUCCAACCCUCGUGAAUUAAAAUAAAAAACACCUUGUUUUCUAAAA
Messenger RNA from Meriones unguiculatus (Mongolian gerbil), 7691 nucleotides. It is a transcript of the gene Sik2, whose product is annotated as salt inducible kinase 2. Gene Ontology annotation, cellular component: cytoplasm. Gene Ontology annotation, biological process: microtubule cytoskeleton organization; intracellular signal transduction; protein phosphorylation. The transcript has 16 exons. Lineage: Eukaryota; Metazoa; Chordata; Mammalia; Rodentia; Muridae. The record is from RefSeq and is a predicted model, not a curated record. Bases 174 to 2963 code for a protein of 929 amino acids. Gene Ontology annotation, molecular function: ATP binding; tau-protein kinase activity; magnesium ion binding.